This is a messenger RNA of Cladocopium goreaui, 2910 nucleotides long. The record is from the annotation of a GenBank genome assembly. Lineage: Eukaryota; Dinophyceae; Suessiales; Symbiodiniaceae.
UCUGCUCAAGUCUCUUUUUUUAUGUGCCUUUUCGCCGCCCCCUGAAACUUGUGCUGGGGGGCUGGCGUUGCGUUUUCGCACCGCGCAUGGUGCAACAGCUGCUGCACAGAUUGGUGUUGAUAUGGGUGCUAAGUGGCCUUGGUCUUGCCCUGGGAGGCAACGACCAAGCUGAUGCAGAGAAGGUGCAGGGCAAUCUAGAGCUGGCGCCCAGACGAGAACUGUUACGCAAGGAGGGCAGAGAAAAUGAGCAAUCUAUGAAGGCGAGUCCUGCGGCCUUCAAAGAGUACCGCUUCUCAGUGGACAAGACUCGAAAGUCAGGCCAAUCGGUCUUCGACAUCUCGGAGCUUUUCCUCUUGGAUCAAGCUGGUGAGGCCUUGCCCCUUAACACGCCCAACACUGUGCUGAGCAUCACCAACAGUCAGGUCAUUAGUAGCAAUCCACGGAACUUGGUCGACAACAACCCUGCCACCAGCAUCCGGCUCACCACUAAUCAGACCAUCACACUGAAGCUGCAGCAGAUGGGUGUUUUGGUGGCUGGGUUUGGCUUCAAAACGAGCCAGAACGAGGACGGCAAUGGAUUUGAUCCGAUCUCUUUCCGCUUGGAGGGUUCCAUGGAUGGCAGCAGCUGGUAUCUCCUAAACCAGAAGGCUGGUUAUAGCACACCAGAAGCUCGUGGGGCGCUGGUGGGCCCAUUCAUGGUUUCCAAGUUGACAGCUCUAGCAUUGCAAGGUGACAAGACCCUCCCGGCCAGCGCCUUUCCAACGACUGUGCCUGUGCCACCGCCAGUGCCCUCUGCAGCACUUGGUGUGGUCUCGACGGGGUCCAUGCAUCGGCCUUUUGAUCGGGCCACGGUGUCUGGUUCAUUGUCGACCCAGGGUGAGCACAAGGACAUAGCAGCCGUGGGCGCCUUGCGAGCCACCACCAUCACCAGCACCUUGCCCUCGGCUCCAAAGGUGGCUGCGGCCGUGCUGGAUGCCUCAGCCUCGGUCGGCCUGGACAAGGCCGAUGCCGCUGCCACCGUUGCUGCGGUGGCUGCUGUGGAGGCGGUGACUGCAGCACCGAGUACGGCUGCGGCCCGGCUGGCGCAGGCGGCCACAGCGGCGGGGCUGGCGCCGGAGCAGGUGGAGAUGGUGACGGCCACAUUGCAGUCAGUGGAUCAAAGUCAUUGGGAGGCCGUUGUGGAAGCUUGGACUGCGGUGGCGGCCAAGAAAGCACAGGCCCAAAGUGCGGAAGAUAAGGUGGCUGCAGUGGUCUCUGCAUCUGGCGAGGCCGGCUUAACGGUCGCCCAGCAGGCGGCGGCCGCAGCCACCAGUGCCAAUGCAGCUGCAGCACGAGUAGCAGAAACGGUGGCGGCUACGUCGCCGUUGAAAAUGGUGGGGGAAGCGCUGGAAGGUGCUGAGCUGCAACCUGAGGGAAAGGCAGCAGUGGCCGAUGCUGCAGCCAAAGAGCGGCCGGACAAUCAGGAAGCCAUCGCCCAUGUUCUCAGAGCAGCGGGCAUAAUGGCCACCACCACUAUGCUGCCGAUGGUGGAUGUGACGGAUCCCGACGCCCGAGUGAUCCUGGAGGCCGUGGUGCAGAAGUUGGCGAACGCCUCGGUGGAUCCGCAGGAGAAGGUGAAGAUUGCGAAUGCGGCGGCGGAAGCCUAUGUGAAGGGUCGUGCCUCCACUACUUCCGUUGAUGGAGUUGGCAUGAUCGUGCGCGCCGCUGAAGCGUUGGGUCUAGCGCAUGCGCAGGUGAAGAGGAUGGCCGAGACGGCGGAGCAGCUCACCGUGGCGGAACAGUUGGCGGCGGCCACGGCGCUGCGGGCAGCUUCCGAAGGACCUGACGUGCUCGGUCCAGAGGAUCCGGCCGACAAGGUUGCAGCAGUGGUGAAAGCCGAAGCCGCCGCUGGCGUGCCAGAGGCGGAGCAAGCUGAAGCCGCCGCUGCCGCAGUGACGGUUGCCGCCAAGAAGGCCAAGAAGGCCAAAGAAGCCGAGGAGGAGGGCGAAAUCCUAAAUCGCAUAGUUGCCGAAGCCUUGAAGAUUGGGCUCGACGAAGACCAAGCAGAAGCCAUCCUGGAGACGGUGUCCGCGAUGUCAUCAGAGGAGCAGGCGGUGAUUGAGCGCUACCUGAUUUCACUGCUGAGCCCUGAGACCGUCGUCACCACUACGGGCGAUUUGAAAACAGAGCCAGUCGUCACCACCGCAGUGAGCACCAGCACCAGCAUGACCCCGGCUGCUCCGGGCUCGGCGACCUUUAGGUUUUCUGUGGUUCCAUCCACCAGCUCUCGAUCGUCCUAUAAGGCCGAGACGGGCCUCUCUGCCAAGGGCUUCGUCUUCGGAGUGGGCCUGGACGUCCAAGGACUGGUGGAAUUCAUCGAAAGCCGAACGGGGAAAGAGGUGGACCCCUUUGAACUCAGCUUGGCAUAUGGCAGUUUCCUCUUCAGCUGGCCGUCCACCACGGAUUGUUCCAACAAAGAGAGUGGCUUCACGGAUUUUCAAUCCAUCACUUUCUACAAUGCGAGCUUCUCCAAUCCGGGACAAGCUUGUGGAGAUCUGUUGGCCACUUCCAUGGACCUAGAUGGAGUGCUGAGAUUCCCAGCUGAAGGCGAUACCGAUAUGUUCCGGGUGGCUGGGAUGUUUGGAAGUCAGUACGAGGACUCAGGAGGUGACAUGGUGACUUUGAGCAUUUUGGACUUGCUGAUCUUUCAGAUCAAGGCCUCUGGUGAGAAGGUGGAAUACCGGGUUUGUGGUGACAGCACCGGUGCAUCCUACCUGGGGUGUCCUAGCAGGAGCCCUUUGAAGAUCAAGUACCCCGAGAACAACUUGGGGCAGGGCGUCAAGAUCUGCACAGGCCAGUCCCACUUCCACGAAUACAAGCUGGAGAACUGCUUCUCUGUGUGAUGAUGCAGCUGGAAAGAUCGGGCAAAAA